This is a messenger RNA of Mycena indigotica, 642 nucleotides long. RefSeq lists its product as uncharacterized. NCBI's taxonomy places the organism in Eukaryota, Fungi, Basidiomycota, Agaricomycetes, Agaricales, Mycenaceae. The transcript is spliced from 5 exons. Bases 1 to 642 code for a protein of 213 amino acids. The record is from RefSeq and is a predicted model, not a curated record.
AUGUCUCCUACUGGUAUUCUCGGUGGUGUUCUGGACCACGCACUCCAAAUUGCACUUGGAUUUGAAGAGGACGAGGUCGCUUACCAGCACUUUCAACACAGAAUCUGCACCAUCGCUGAAGGGGCAUUCGACUUUUCAAGACCGAUGAAAUGCCCCCAACGCGAUGCGCUCAACAUAUUUGUUCAAAAGAGUAUGAAGGAGAUCGAUGAUCUCCUACCUUACGCUCCCCCAUGCACCGGAGUCGAGAUGCACGUGCUUCUCCAACGCUACGGCGCCAGCUAUCUAGCAUGGAAGUCGGGCUAUUUUGACCGACCAAAGCCGUUGACCAUCAAGUUAAAUUUUGGACUAAUCAACAAGCGCCACACGCCCGUUGAACCACCUCCUCCAAAUGUCGACGACAGGACAACGAUCCGACAGUUUCUUAGUGGGUGCCAUCCCCCGAUGCUGCACCUGCUCGACAAAUUUCUGAGCGCAGGAAUCACUGGACAAGUCCCUUUAAGUAUGCUUUGCUGCCGCGAGAAGGAGGAACUCAAGGAGUAUUUGACCAACAAGUCAAUUGGGCAAAACGCAUUGGAGAUUGAGGCCCUGGUUUUGGCAUUGCUCAGAAGGAGUGCCUCCCAUAAGUUACAUGUAAAAGUCUAA